Messenger RNA from Daucus carota subsp. sativus, 675 nucleotides. RefSeq names its product protein NOI4. Gene Ontology annotation, cellular component: plasma membrane. The coding region runs from base 5 to 394 and encodes 129 amino acids. The record is from RefSeq and is a predicted model, not a curated record. The transcript is spliced from 3 exons. Lineage: Eukaryota; Viridiplantae; Streptophyta; Magnoliopsida; Apiales; Apiaceae.
CCACAUGGUUGUUCAUAGCCAGCUGUACAAACUAUAUUUUCUUUCUUGGAUUUCGAAGCGAUCAAUCAAAAUUUUACAAGCAGGAAAAAAGUGGGGGAGAUUUCACUUUGCCAAACUCUUUCUCUGCUGCAAUAUCAUCUUCACAACUUUCAUGGAGGAUAAAGGUCUACCAUUGCCUAAGUUUGGUGAAUGGGAUGUCAAUGACCCAGCAUCAGCCGAAGGAUUCACAGUGAUAUUUAAUAAGGCCCGGGAUGAAAAAAGGACAGGUGGCAAGGCUGACUCACCACCAAAAGAUGGCUCGAAUCCCUCAAUGUUCAAGCGCAAAACAACCUUCGGCAAGCCUCAGUCUAGAAAGUGGUUUUGUUGUGUUCAAUCUGCAUCUGCAGAAUCUUGAGGAUACUUGUGCAAUCGACUUGUAAUGCCUGCAACAUGAUGUAUUCCAGAAAACUGGAGCUGAAGAGGAGCUGUGAUGGGCAAUCCUGGAGAUCAUAUGUUGCAAUUUAGACAAGAUUUUAGGCUUACCAAGUUAUUUUACGUUGGUGUCCUCUUCAGUUUGAUUUUGUUCUUUUCCUUUUUCUUUUGUCUCCAUUUUUCUCAACUUUUUCGACAAUGCUAUUAUAUGAUGUUUGUGGCCUCCUCUCUAUCUUUUAUAAAUUUUGAUUGAAAAUAUCAAGA